This is a messenger RNA of Panicum virgatum (switchgrass), 3546 nucleotides long. RefSeq names its product granule-bound starch synthase 1b, chloroplastic/amyloplastic. Gene Ontology annotation, molecular function: alpha-1,4-glucan glucosyltransferase (UDP-glucose donor) activity. The coding region runs from base 238 to 2070 and encodes 610 amino acids. The record is from RefSeq and is a predicted model, not a curated record. The transcript has 18 exons. Lineage: Eukaryota; Viridiplantae; Streptophyta; Magnoliopsida; Poales; Poaceae.
CCAGGCGCCCCCCCGCGUGUGGUGGUGGCCGCGCUGGCGCUGUGGCGCAGGCCAUCGUGUGGCGCCCGUGCGCCAGCCACCGCGCGAUAUUUCCCUGGCCCUCCUCGCCGCCUGCCUUCUACUUGUACCUGAGCGAGCCUCCACCCGCCCGCGCCCUGCAGGCCGCACUCCCGCCAGCCCGCUUCGCCUUCCUCCCGCGGCUGCAGCCAGCGCUCAGCAGCUCAAGGUCACCAUUGAAUGGCCGCAACAAUGGGUUCAAUAUCUGCCUAUGGUUCUUACCAAACAAAUAGGCCCAUUGCACUGAAGCAGACACCUCACAUGCAAUUCCAACAAUGUUGUAGAGGCGGAGUUAGGUUCUUAAGCAAUCAUUCCCAAUCCAUGCGAAGUAAGACACAGCUGUCCAAAAGAAGAGCCACAAAUCGUCCAAAGACUACCAGGUCUCAGGCACCUAUUGUAUGUUCCACUGGAAUGACCAUAAUUUUUGUUGCAACUGAAGUACACCCAUGGUGCAAAACUGGUGGCCUCGGUGAUGUUGUAGGAGGACUGCCCCCAGCUCUGGCUGCCAUGGGACACCGAGUCAUGACGAUAGCUCCUCGCUAUGAUCAAUACAAGGAUGCAUGGGAUACAAAUGUCCUUGUUGAGGUAAAUGUUGGUGACACAGUAGAAACUGUUCGCUUCUUCCACUGCUACAAAAGAGGAGUUGAUCGUGUUUUUGUUGAUCACCCUAUGUUUCUUGAAAAGGUAUGGGGCAAGACUGGUGCAAAAUUGUAUGGUCCUACUACAGGAACUGACUAUAGAGAUAACCAGUUGAGGUUCUGCCUUUUGUGCCUUGCUGCAUUGGAGGCUCCAAGAGUUCUCAAUCUCAGCAAUUCUGAAUACUUCUCUGGACCUUAUGGUGAAGAUGUUGUCUUCGUAGCGAAUGAUUGGCACACUGCAGUUCUGCCCUGCUAUCUGAAGAGCAUGUAUAAGCCAAAUGGAAUUUAUGCGAAUGCUAAGGUUGCUUUCUGCAUUCACAACAUUGCCUAUCAAGGUAGAUUUGCCAGAGCAGACUUCGAAGUUCUUAAUCUACCUGACAGUUUCUUGCCGUCAUUUGAUUUUAUUGAUGGACAUGUUAAGCCUGUACUAGGGAGAAAGAUUAACUGGAUGAAGGCAGGGAUCAUUGAGAGUGAUCUGGUUCUAACAGUUAGUCCACAUUAUGUCAAGGAACUCACUUCUGGCCCAGACAAAGGUGUUGAGUUGGAUGGUGUCCUUCGCACAAAGCCCCUUGAAACUGGAAUUGUAAAUGGCAUGGAUGUUUAUGAAUGGGAUCCUUCAACAGAUAAGUACAUCAGUGUGAAAUAUGAUGCAACAACGGUAACUGAAGCAAGGGCUCUCAAUAAAGAAAGGUUGCAAGCUGAAGUUGGAUUGCCUGUGGACUCCAACAUCCCUGUUAUAGUUUUUGUUGGCCGUCUUGAAGAACAGAAAGGAUCAGACAUACUUAUUUCAGCCAUUCCAGAAUUCGUGGGCGAGAAUGUUCAGAUAAUUGUUCUUGGUACAGGGAAGAAGAAAAUGGAGGAGGAAUUGACGCUGCUAGAAGUGAAAUAUCCAAACAAUGCUAGAGGCAUAGCGAAAUUCAACGUCCCAUUAGCACAUAUGAUGUUUGCUGGGGCUGACUUCAUCAUUGUCCCAAGCAGGUUUGAGCCGUGUGGUCUCAUUCAGUUGCAAGGGAUGAGAUAUGGAGUGAUCCCCAUCUGUUCAUCAACUGGAGGACUUGUAGACACGGUUAAGGAGGGUGUCACCGGAUUCCACAUGGGUUCCUUCAAUGUUGAGUGUGAAACUGUCGAUCCAGCUGAUGUCGCAGCAGUGGCAUCAACUGUCACACGCGCUCUGGAACAGUACGACACCCCUGCAUUCCAUGAGAUGAUUCAGAACUGCAUGGUGCAGGACCUGUCCUGGAAGCUUCGGAGGGAGAGGAUAGCUGACAAGAUGAAGGCGUUGCUGGAGCUGGUCCCUAACGCCAACAAGGAAGACCAAAAUUUCCCCUAUCUUUUCUUUUCUCCUUUCUUUUUCUCCUUUUGCCCAUUCUUUUGAACGAAGUAGCAGGAAGCUUUCCUUGAGAUGUGAUGUGAAUUGUGCCAUGGUCAAGCAGAGGGAUUUCAUUCUAGAUUCUGCAAGGGAGAAAGGUUUUAUCAGAAGAAGGCCAUGUAGAGAAGGAAUUAGUACUUCAGAAGAAGGUUAACUCGAUUGGAGACAGAUAGCCACAAAUCGUCUGUGGAUCAGAUCAUCGGAUCUGAAUCCGACCAUGUUGCACGUGCUACCAGGUAACACAAAGAUCGUUGCUUGAUGUGGGCCCUUCGUUGGUAAUGACUCCUCAUUCCUCGCUCUUCUCACUUAAUUAAGGUAGUGCUCCCAUUCCCCUUCCUAAGUAUAGCUUCCUGAUCUGUUUUUUUGCUUGGGAUUUCGUCUUUAGCUGUGAUUGUGAGCAUAUAAAUUUUAGCUGCUUGCUUUGUAAUGCAUGCUACCUGAGCUAAUAGCUUGUGUAUAUAUGAGGGUGAUGACAUCAUUAUUAGCUUAAUUGUGAAUAGGCUCUUUGUUACAACUGAUGGUUACUUAUUAGAUGCUGAGGAUUUCAGCGUGGUUGUGGUCUUGUGGAUGAGCUUGAAUGUAAGCUUCAUAGUUAAUAGUUAAUAGCCUGAGUAUUUUAGAAACUUUGACAUAGUUAAUUUUCGUCGGUGUUAGUACUGCAUGGAAAUCUGUACUUUGACCCGCAACGAAAAUGUCUGGUUGGUGGUUCUCUUAUAUUUGGUUAUUUCUUUAAUUUGAAAUAGCUCACUGAGUAUUAAUUCUGUUUUGAUGUCCUCUUUAUUUAUGCAGUGAUUUAUGCUUCCAUGGGCAACAAUUUAUUGAACCGAAAGGUUAUUGUGCAGGCCAAUAUGUUUAUUGCACUAACACCGGCUAAGGUUAUCUUUAAGUGGCAAAUAUAAUAUAGACUACAGCAAAUCUAUGUGCUCCUCAGGUGGUGUUUGUAUAUGUUCAAUAGGAAGCUCAUUACAUAUGCCUACAGUGGUGGAGCUGCUACUUGAAUCGAUGGGAAAUGGAGGAGUUGCCGUGCUGCUGCUUGUGAUUCAUGUGCUCGAGAGGAGCUGCUGCUUGCUUGCAGUGGAGAAAAGAAGCAAUCCUUAGGAGGGAUAGAGUCCGGAACGAAGUUAUUCGGGAUAGGGUCGGAGUGGCACCAAUUGAGGAGAAACUUACCCAGCAUAGGCUGAGAUGGUUUGGACAUGUCCAACGAAGGCCUCCUGAGGCGCCAGUGCGUAAUGGGGUUCUUGAGCGGGUCGAUAAUGUAAAGAGGGGUAGAGGUAGACCUAAACUGACGUGUGAUGAGUCGGUUAAGAGAGACCUUAAGGAUUGGAAUAUCUCUAAAGAGAUAGCUUUGGAUAGGAGCGCUUGGAGACUAGCUAUCAAUGUGCCUGAAUCUUGAACUUAUUUCUUUCGGGUUUCAUAUCUAGCCUACCCCAACUUGCUUGGGAAAAAAAGGCUAUGUUAUUGUUGUUUUUGUUGUAUGUACUA